Molecule: messenger RNA, 1177 nt
Organism: Gadus macrocephalus (Pacific cod)
Lineage: Eukaryota; Metazoa; Chordata; Actinopteri; Gadiformes; Gadidae
Product: E3 ubiquitin-protein ligase TRIM35-like
Molecular function (GO): zinc ion binding
Source: RefSeq, a predicted model, not a curated record
UCAAAGCAAAAGCGAGUUAACGAGAGAACGCAAGGCCUCAUAUACCUGUCUGAUCAGUCGUUUUGGGUUCACUCUGUCUAGAAUGGCGUACAAAUCAUGCCUAGUGGACGAUCUGUCCUGUUCUGUUUGUUGUGACAUCUUUAACGACCCUGUUAUCCUAUCGUGUAGUCACAGUUUCUGCAAGGGCUGUUUGCAGAGUUGGUGGAUGCGAAACCAGGAACAGCAGUGUCCACUUUGCAAGAGGAGAUCUUCAAAGACCGAACCACCCAGGAACAUCGCUCUGAAGAACCUGUCGGAGGCCUUUCAGCGGGAGAACGCGGAUCUCUGCACUCUGCACGGUGAGAAACUCAAGCUCUUCUGUCUCGAUGACCUGGAGACGGCGUGUGUCAUCUGUCGACACUCUGAAAAACAUGCUAACCACAGAUUCCUUCCUGUGGAUGAAGCUGCCCUGAUCCACAGGGAAGAAAUUCAGAAAUUAAUGAAACCCCAGAAGGAGAAGUUAAACGACUUCGUUGAGACCAAGAGAAAGUGUGAGGACAUGGCAGCAGACAUUAAUGUCCAGAUCGCGCACAACAAGAGACGGAUUCAAAAGGAGUUUGAGAAGCUUCACCAGCUUCUCCAAGAUGAAGAGAAGUCCAGGAUCACUGCGCUGAGAGGCGAAGAGCAGUUUGUUCAGCAGAAGAUGAACAAGGAGAUUGAGGUGUGGUCGAAGCAGAUAGAAAUAAUUUCACACACAGUCACCGAGACGGAGCUGCAGCUGGGGGCUGGAGACAUUUCCUUCCUGAAGAAGUUCAAGGCUACAAGAGAGAAAACAGCUCAGCCCCGACCCUCGCCAGCACUACCCGAGGGAGCGCAGCUGGACGUGGCCAAACACCUGGGCAACCUGGCCUACGCAGUCUGGAAGAAGCUGGAGGAGCACGUCUCCUACUCUCCUGUGAUCCUGGACCCCAACACCGCCGGCCCCGAUCUCCACCUGUCUGAGGACCUGACCAGCGUGAGACGUGGAGCGAGACAGCAGCUCCCUAAGAACAAUCAGACGGAAUAUGGCAUGCUGGGAUCUGAGUCCCUUGAAUCAGGAAUCCACACCAAGGCCUCCAGGCCCAAUUUUUAUAUGGGGGGAAAGUAGAAGAAUCAACAACAAGCCUGCACCUUAUGGCCUCACGCACAAUGCCAACUC